Messenger RNA from Ceratina calcarata, 1270 nucleotides. Its product is annotated as Down syndrome critical region protein 3 homolog. The record is from RefSeq and is a predicted model, not a curated record. Gene Ontology annotation, biological process: intracellular protein transport. The transcript is spliced from 6 exons. Bases 214 to 1113 code for a protein of 299 amino acids. NCBI's taxonomy places the organism in Eukaryota, Metazoa, Arthropoda, Insecta, Hymenoptera, Apidae.
AUGUGUCUCAUGUGUGUAGAUAUUUAUACAAUAAGUAGGUGAUUUGCGAUUAUAUCAUGCGUUACUUGUAAAUAAUUAUUAAUUACUAAUUCAAGAAUCGUUAAGUUAAAUGUUAAAUGCAUUUAUUAGUGUACGUGCGAAAUAAGUUUCAAAGCUGACAGACACGUAACGUUGUUGGAAUGUUAACUGAUUAAGGAUUAUAUUAGUUAUAAAAUGACACUAAAUAUUGAUAUCAAGCUGAAGCGGGCCAGUAAAAUAUACCACGAGGGGGAAAUAGUUGCUGGCUUUAUAUUAAUACAAACUAAUUCCGAUGUUAAACACGAUGGAAUAUUUCUAAGUAUGGAGGGUUCAGUUAAUCUGCAGCUAAGCUCAAAGAAUUUUGGUAUCUUCGAAGCCUUUUACAAUUCCGUCAAGCCAAUACAAUUAGUUCAGUAUACCUUGGAUGUUGCUCCAAGUGGCAAGAUACCAAGUGGCAGAACAGAGAUACCAUUUGAAUUACCAUUGAAACCAAGGGGGACUAAAUCUUUGUAUGAAACCUAUCACGGUGUCUUUGUAAACAUUCAAUAUCUUAUACGUUGCGAUAUUAAACGAAGCUUCUUGGCAAAGGAUGUGAGCAAAUCAUUGGAAUUCAUAGUGGAGGAUAAGAUACCUCCCAAGGCACAGAAGGAACCUAGUAAACCAGUAUGUUUUAAGAUUAUGCCAGAAUCUUUGCAGAACACAAGAGAUAGGACUAAUGUGCCCAGAUUUCAUAUUUCUGGGAAAUUAGAUUCGUUGUAUUGCAAAAUUUCUGAACCAUUAACAGGAGAGGUGGUAAUUGAACAUUGCAAUGCUGGGAUAAGCUCGAUUGAACUGCAGUUGGUGAGAGUAGAAACGUGUGGUUGUGCCGAAGGCUACUCUAGGGAUGCUACAGAGAUACAAAAUAUACAAAUUGGAGAGGGAGACGUUUGUAAACAAUUUCCUAUACCGAUAUAUAUGAUAUUUCCUAGACUAUUUACAUGUCCUACAUUGAGUACCAGUAAUUUCAAAGUGGAAUUCGAAGUGAAUUUAAUCGUAAUAUUCCAAGAUGAUUAUUUGGUCACGGAAAAUUUUCCCAUAAUAUUGUCAAGACAUUAAGUUCUCUAUGGAAUUAAAUGGGAUUUCAUGUGGCAGUAGAUCGAAUUUCGCAUAAAUCAUGGGUAUUAUUUACAAAUUGUAUAUAUCUCUUAUGAUAUUUUGUUAAACAUCAUUGCAAAAAAAAAUAUAUAAAGCAAUUUCUUUUCCUCUUAAUAUA